AUGCUAUCUGCUUCAACCAACCUUAUAACCGGUUAUAUCGGGCGACAUAUCUUUGAAAUUCCUGACCAAUUUCCGAUAUUCCAGAAUAGGAAUUCUCUCUCUCUCUCUCUCUCUCUCUCUCUCUCUCUCUCUAUAAACUACCAAGCUGCGAUCCUGCACGACAGUCUACCCAAGGACGAACUGACUACACCAGCGCUGUCCGCGUCGAUCCUCUCUUUCCUCAAGCGCCGACGCGCUCUUUACACAAUGGUGACCCCGAUAUUUACGAUCGAGCAAGAUGGCAACAGACGAGUGCGAACAGAACACUCCCAUAAAUGUAGCAACCUCUCUCCGUACAACGAACAGAACACCAAGAACUGCUUUCUGCAAUUGGAAGCCAUUUUCUCAGUUCGGAGAAUAACGUCAGAGCAAUCAAAAUUCGCCAACGUCGUACAAGCUUUGCCACCUUCAGUGGUCGACGAAGUAGCCGACAUUUUAGAACAUGUACCCGAGCAGGAGCCAUAUACUCGCCUCAAGGAUGCGAUUUUAAAACGAACCGGCCGUUCGGACGAGGAACUGCUCCGGGAACUUUUUACCCACGUCACCAGGGGCGACAGAACACCCUCACAGCUCCUACGCUUCAUGAGUAGCCGACUGGGAAAACAUUCAAUGCCCGAAUCGAUCUUGCGCGAACUGCGGAUGGACAAGUUACCCACUACAAUAACGCAGAUAUUGGCACCAAUCGCUGACAAUACUCCACUAGACCAGUUAGCAAACUCCGCUGACCGCAUCGCAACUAAACUGGACCAAGGAGUGUGUGCCGUGCAGCGCCCAGACGACCCACCAGCCAAAGACACAGAUCUGGAAAAGGCAGUAUCUACCCUGCAACAUCAGCUGCAGGAUAUACGAAUGAUCCUUUCCCGCAAAUCGAGAAGCCAGAUGCCGGCAACCGGUGGUUGGCGACGGAGAGCACGGAGUACCAGCAGGAAUCGACGAGUCGACCCGGAAUUAUGCUGGUACCAUCACAGAUUCGGCACCAGGGCAAGGAAUUGCUCGGCACCCUGCAAAUACAGCUCCAAAACUAAGUCGUAA
Acanthosepion pharaonis is the source of this 1071-nucleotide messenger RNA. The record is from the annotation of a GenBank genome assembly. NCBI's taxonomy places the organism in Eukaryota, Metazoa, Mollusca, Cephalopoda, Sepiida, Sepiidae.